Rhizoctonia solani is the source of this 1242-nucleotide messenger RNA. RefSeq names its product Zinc finger, CCHC-type. The record is from RefSeq and is a predicted model, not a curated record. The transcript has 2 exons. NCBI's taxonomy places the organism in Eukaryota, Fungi, Basidiomycota, Agaricomycetes, Cantharellales, Ceratobasidiaceae. The coding region runs from base 1 to 1242 and encodes 413 amino acids. Gene Ontology annotation, molecular function: nucleic acid binding; zinc ion binding.
AUGUCCUUUGACCAUAUGUCUGAUCAAGAAUUAUUAAACAUGGUUGCCCAAAAUAUGAUUGUUCUAAAAAAAGAGUUCUCACAACUACAAGGUGCUUAUGAAGCGCAACAUGAUCAAAUAGCGUUACUAAGGGCAGAACUUGAGGAACACCGCGAUCAGUCACGUAAUCAACAUAUUUUUUAUUCAAACCAAAUCCAAGGGGCGGCGGCAUCCAUCCAGGCUGUGCAAGAUCAGCUUCUUCAUCAAUCUUCCUCUUGCUCCACAGCCCCACUUCCACCACCCCCACCUUCUGGCACUGCCACCACUAUCAAUCCCCCACCUACGUCUUCUAAUUCCGAUUUGAAAUUUGCCAAGCCAAACAAGUUUAGUGGCAAGAAAGAAGACGCCCUCAAUUUUAUCAUUGCCUGCCAGGCUUACAUAAGGGCAAAGGGAGCAAACCGGUCCCAGGAAAAAAAAUUUUUAUCGCCAAAAUGGAAUAACUUGCGGCAGAAGGCUUCAGUCCAGGAAUACACUCGGGAAUUCCAACAAUAUUCUGUGUCCUUGGGUUAUAGUGAUGAAACCUUGCGCGAUAAGUACUAUGACGGCCUUAAAAAUGAAAUCAAAGAUAUUAUGUUGUCAACUAUGUUCCAAUGGCGUUGUGCUACAGCCCAACAGGUCUAUGACAAGGCAGAAGAAAUUGCUAACCACAUUGAAUCUACACGCCUAUCCAACCCCUCUGUCUCCACUGUUUGUGCUACUACUGCUGUCUCCACUUCCACUCCCAACCCCACUCCCGCUUGCACUUGUCUCAACGUUGGGGACAAUGUCUACAUGAUUGAUCCCACUACUCGCCGCGCCAAGAAAGGCGCCAUCACCUCAAUUGUACGCACCACUUCUGGCAAUAUGCCCAACAUCAGGUGGAAUGGGGAAACCAAGGACACAAUGAUCCCAUUCCCAUCUCUCAAAAAAGACAAACGUCCUGCUGCUGCUGCACCUGUUAGGCCCACUAUUGCUCCCACUCCUGUCUUGGCCUCAAGUUCUAAAGGCCCAGGCCCCAUGGAUCUUGACGGGAGGGGUUUUGCAAACCUUAUCUGCCAUAUAUGCGGCGGUAAAGGCCACUUUGCACAAAAUUGCCCUUCUAAGCCCAUGUCUGGACAUGUGGCCAAUGUUGAAUGGUCUUGGGAAAGGCCUAAAGAAGAAAGUUGUAUUGAAGUAGUUUCUGAUGAGGAAGAGUUGGGAAAAGGAAAAGCCAAGGCCAACUAA